UAUGUUCCGACGGAAACCAGGCCGGCUGUCAUAUUGAGGAAAUGUUUAUGUUCCGCAGGGAUAGGCGAGUUUCUUUCCCAAAGACUAACACGGGGAAGCCCUUAUGGGAGCAAUAGCUAGGCCUCGGACACGCAGUGGAACGGUAUUGCUCGGGCAGGGGAAGGUUUAGCGUUUGGUUCCGGGGGGCGCGGGUUUCCGAGGGGAAGGGAAAGUAGGAGCCAGCAGACCGGUCGCCAAGAGCCACGUCUAGUGGGAGAGGCAGAGGGAGAACGGAGAGAUAGAGGAAUGUAACCUGAGCUGUUCCCGGUAAAAGAUAAACAUUGCAACUGUCUGGCUUCUGGAGUCUUCUUUUCUUGCUUAAAAUGUACUGUGCACUUCUUGUCAGGUGUGAGGAAGUCUAAAAAGGAUUUGAUGCAAGUGCAUCAUUCUGAUGGAGAGAAAAACAAUAUUGGAGGCCAUUCAGAAAACUUUUUAAUCUUGUGCAUUUGGCAACUUUAACAAUGGAACAACAAGCUUCCACUCAGAAUUUUCCCUGCAACGCACUGAAUGGAGAAAGGACUACAGUUAGCAAAGUGGAGUUUUUUGAUCCCAAAACAGCAUCUAUCGCAGAAGGCAUUCUUGUGACUAGCAUUAAUUCAAACCAGCUUCCUAAGGAUGUGGAUAAUGUGUCGAUAAGCAGCAAAGAAGAUGCAUGUCCGAAUGGACCUCCACUUCAUGGCAUCGAGCCCAUUUUAUCUGUGGACUCCACAAGAAAUGUCCCUACCGUAUCAGCAUCCCCAGGUGUGGCUGGUUUCAGUGACAACCUAAUGGAAUCUAGUGCUAAGAGCAUAGUUCAUAAGAAAGAAGCUUUGCAGUCUCUGAAGCUAAGCCUUCACAUGCAGGAAACAGAUUUGUGCUCUAGUGAAGCUCCCCUUCCACUGGAAAGAGAGGAGCAAAUACGACUUCAAGCUAGACGCCGCCUGGAGGAACAGCUAAAGCAAUACAGAGUAAAGCGCCAUCAGGAGAGAUCUAAUCAUAGUACUCCGAAAAGCCGACCCUCUAGCACUCUUGAUCCUGAACUUAUGUUUAACCCUGAGACCCUGCCUCGAGCCAGUACUGUUGCUAUGACAAAGGAGUAUACUUUCCUUCGCACAAAUGUUCCACGUGGGCCAAAACUGGGUAGUCUGGGCCUUCCUUCAUCUUCCAAAGAAAAGAAGUCCUCUCGGUCUUCCAAGUCUUCCAGUAAGAUCCGUUCCCUGGCGGACUACCGGACAGAAGAAUCUGAAUACAAAAAUUCCAGCCCAGGUUACUCAGAUGCAUCCUCAGGAUCCUUGAAACCCAGCAGGGGUAGCAUGACAUCAGUAGUGUCUGAAAUCAGUGCGGACAGCAGUGAACAUUUUGAUGGCUUGAGUUUUGGUGACAAUGGCUCUGAGUUGGAUGGAAGUGAAAUAGGUAUAAGGCAAGAUGGGAAUGAGAGUGACAGCUCUACAUAUAGUAGUGCAUCUGCCAGCAGAGGUGCUUAUGUACGACAAGCUACAUCUCCCAAGCAGGAAGCAGAUUACACUGUAAAUGGGCAGGUUAUUGCUGCGGAAGAUGUUGGACAUUACCCUUCGCUUAGCGAUGUACUUCAAGCAGCAGCCACAGAGCAUAAUGCCCAAGAACAAGAAAUCAAUGGGGAACCCAGAAGCAGAAGGGACAGUAUUUCAAGCAGCAUAUCAAUGGAGAGCUCAAUUGCUGGAACUCAUGACGAGCUACUGCAGGUUUUAAAGGAGAAAAUGAGACUGGAAGGACAGCUUGAGUCAUUAACUUCAGAAGCUAGCCAGGCUCUAAAAGAAAAGACUGAAUUACAGGCCCAGCUGGCUGCAGUGAGCACUAAGCUCCAAGCAGAGUUGGAAAACCAAGAAACAAGCCAAAAAAAACAGGAGUCUUUAAGCUCUGAGGUGCUCAACUUGAAGAAAUCCUGCUUGGAUUUGGAGAGGGCAAUGGCAGAUCUACAGAACAGCUUAGAGGUCAAAAAUAGUAGUUUGGCUUCUUUGGGAAACGACCUGCAAGUGGCAGAAGAGCAGUACCAGCGACUUAUGGGCAAGGUAGAGGAGCUGCAGAGGAUUAUCAUCCAGAAGGAUAAUGCUGUUCAUGACCUGCGGCAACAGACAGUCUCUCUACAGUAUCAGUUGCAACAGGUUCAACUUGACCGCUCAACUCUUACCAACAAACUUAAGGCUUCCAAGACAGAAAUUGCAUCCUUGCAACAGACACGUGAUUGGUACCAGCAGCAGCUAACACUUGCCCAAGAGGCUAGAGUGAGACUUCAAAGUGAGAUGGCAAACAUACAGGCAGGGCAGAUGACCCAAGCUGGUGUUCUUGAGCACCUCAAAAUAGAAAAUGUGACCCUUUCGCACCAGCUAACAGAAACACAGCACAGAUCUCUUAAGGAGAAGGAGCGCAUUGCUACACAGCUUCAGCAUAUUGAGGCCGAUAUGCUCGAUCAGGAAGCAGCAUAUCACCAGAUACAAGAGGCAAAAAGCAUGGUAGAAGAAGACCUGCAAAGAAAACUGGAGGACUUUGAAGAGGAGAAGGAACAGCUGCAAAAAUUAGCAGACACUGCCGUUGCUCUGGAACGUGAGCUUGAGCAGGUGAAACUCAAUUUGCAUCAAAGAGACCUGCAGCUAGAAGAACUUCAGCAAGAGCACCUUGAAAUUUUAAAACAGUUGUCUCUGACUCAAGAGGCCCUACACACCAAAGACCAGUCUUUAAAGGAUUUACAAAUGCGUUACGAUGAGCUAGAAGGUAGGCUGUCGGAACUCCAAAGCGAUACAGCUUCCAAGGAUGACACCAUUGGGUACCUUCAGAACCAAAAGAUUGUCCUUGAAGUGGCCUUACAGGCGGCUAAAAUGGAACAAGAGGGACUAGACCAUGGAGUAAAGAACUUGCAAGAGGGAACUGAAGCUGCUGCAGAAGUCUUGGAAAAGUUACGUCAGGAACUUGCUAUCAAGUCUCGUCAGGUCGAAACUUUGGAGAAAGAUAAUGUUACUAUCAAAAAACAAACACAGAAGGUGAAAGAGCAGCUCCUUCAGCAAAAAGUGAUGGUAGAAGCCUAUCGCAGAGAUGCUAGUUCCAAAGACCAACUUAUAAGUGAAUUGAAGACUACCAAAAAGAAACUUGAUUCAGAGGUCAAGGAAUUAAGACAGAAGUUGCUGUGGCUUCAGGGGGAGAACUCUGCUGCAGAGGUGGAACAGACACGGAUAAAAAAGGAGAUGUCCCAACUCCAACAACAGAUGGAAGAACUUGAAUCUAAUCUUCAAGCUGUACAGAAAGAGAGGGAUGAGAUGGAAAGUCGCUUACAGUCAUUACAGUUCAAUAAGGAUCAGAUGGCCACACUGACUCAGGAUAAUGCUGCACUAAAGGAACAAUUAGAGCUGAUGCAAAAUGAGGCAAAAAAGGCUAUUACAGAUCAAAAGCAACGAAUGAAGCGUCUUGGAUCAGAUCUGACCAGUGCACAGAAGGAGAUGAAAAUCAAACACAAAGCAUAUGAGAAUGCAGUUGGGAUAUUGAGUCGUAGGCUGCAAGAAGCACUAACUGCAAAAGAAACUACUGAGGCAGAGUUAAACAAGGUGAAAGCACAACUGUCAGAUGGAGAAAAUAACCAAGCCUUUCAGGCAAAGCUGCAAAGUUUACAAAAUGAGUUGCAGACAGUUAGUCAUAGCAAGGCCAUGUUGGAACGGGAAUUACAGGAGGUUAUAUCCCUGACCAGCCAGGAACUGGAGGAGUACAGAGAAAAAGUCCUAGAGUUGGAAGAUGAGCUCCAGGAAGCACGCGGGUUUAGAAGGAAGAUUAAACGUUUGGAAGAGCUAAAUAAGAAACUGACUCUGGAGCUGGAGCAUGAAAAAGGGAAGCUAGCAGGCCUUGGCCAGUCUAAUGCUGCAUUACGGGAGCACAGCAAUAUCCUUGAAGCUGCUUUAGCUAAGAGAGAGUCCGAUUUGGUACAACUGAACCUCCAGGUACAAGCUGUUCUUAAGCGCAAAGAGGAGGAAGACCGACAAAUGAAGCAACUUGUGCAGACUCUGCAGGAUUCAUUGGAGAAAGAGAAAAGUAAAGUUAGCAGUUUGACAGAACAGCUAGCAGCAGCAAAGGCAGAAGCAGCACACAACCGAAGACACUACAGGGCAGCUGCACUGGAGCUGAGUGAGAUUCAGAAAGAGUUACAGGCCAAAGAACAGCUCAUCCAGGCCUUACAGACGGAAGCUGAAAAAUUGCAAUCACAAGAUGAAAAGAAUACCCAGGAGCUGUCACAGUUCAAGCAGGAGCUUGCAGAUGCUCAGUCUCAACUUCAGCUUCUUCAGAAAGAAUUAGAUGAGCAACUGAGCAAGAGGCCAGAAAUCAAUCAGGAGGUGGAGGACCUUAAAUGGCAGGUGGAGCAGAAAGAGCAUGAAAUUCAGGGUAUUCGGCAGCAGUUGGAUAUGACCGAGCAGCGUAGUCAAAGGGAGCUGGAAGGUGUUCAGACAUUGUUGCAGAACCUUAAACUUGAACUUGAAGCUGUGCGAGAGGAGCUUACAGAUACACAAAAGGACAAGUUCAUGUUACAAACAAAGGUGGCAGAGUUGAAGAACAGCAUGAAAACAUUAUUGCAGCAGAACCAGCAGCUGAAGCUUGAUUUACGUCAGGGCCGGAUCAAGAAGAGAAGGGAGAUUAAAGGUGAUGCCACUUCUUCUAAUCCAGUGACUCCAGUAAAGAUACCAGACUGUCCAGUACCAGCGUCACUUUUAGAAGAAUUACUGAAACCUUCAUCAGCAAACAGCAAAGAACCUCUAAAUAAUCUAAACAACUGUCUUCGUCAGCUCAAGCAAGAAAUGGACAGCCUCCAACGACAGAUGGAAGAACAUACUAUAACUGUGCAUGAAUCUAUGACUUCCUGGAACCAAAUUGAGGGUCAACUACAGGAUCUUGAUGGUUCUGGUUCUCAAGCCAUUGUCAACGCUAGCAUCCAAUUAAUUGACAAAAACCUUAAUAACUGUGAUCCAGGACCUGCUGAACAGUGACUGUACACUUCAUUUGUGUCUUGAAGAUGCUUCUAUAUUUUCUGGGCAGAAGAAGUUUGGACUCAAAGCACAGUGCAAAAUAGUUCCUCUCUAUAUAAUGUUGGUUGCUGAGAAUAAAUCCACUUCCAUAACUUAAAUAUGCAUAAAGUCAUGGUAUAAGAGACUACCAGACUGCAUCCAGUGGAUAAUACUUCAGCUUUAACCCAUGUUCUUACAAAUAGGGUCCGGGGUGCUCAAACAUUUUAUUAACCAUUAGUAGUAUCCCCAUUAAUGCCCAGCGUCCUCUCUCCCUGGUAAUUUUCAAGUUUCUUUCUGCAGCAAGGUUAAAGGGUUCAUAGGUUUAAAAAAAUUGUGAGCUGUCAGAAAAAUGGGAUGAAAUGCAUAACAAAGAAUACAGUGUCUAGAACAGAAAAUACAUAUCCUGGAAAUAUUUUAUUUAUGAGGUUAAGUUAUAGCCCUUUAUAUUUUCUGUGAAAUUUUGUACAUUUUUUUCAUGCAGAGAGAAGUUCCUUUAUGGUCCUUGAAUGUAAAAUGCAUUUGCACAUUUCUUAAUGUAACAUUACAUUACAUUCUGAUUGACUAAUGACUUAUAGACUAUAUUGCCCUGCUGUUUAACUAAAUAUAAAAUAUAAGAGCCUAAUCAAAAAAGCAUUAGAAGUCUGAUCAAAGAAAUGAUGCCAGUUGCUUUCCUUUUUUACACACUUUCUAUGAGAAUUAUAGGAGGUAUGUAAAGUUAUUAUUUGCAAGUUAAAUGGUGUAUUUAAUUAUUAGUUAAGGCUUUAAGUUACUCAAAGUCUUGAACUAAAAUAUAUCUGUCUAAAUUGUCUUUUCCCUUUAUUAUUGGGGGAUGGAGCCAAGCACAAAAAAAGAAAAUUAGGUAUUUAAUGAAUGUUUAACAGAAUAAACAUAGUACUGGCUAAGUAGGGGCACAUCUGGGUCUGUUGCCAUCAUUUCAAUGAUUGAACUGGGUAAAGAGGUGGCUUACCCUAGAAGAGCUAAAAGUACUGUUAAAAAAAAUGGUAAUCUGGCAGUAAACAUUACCAAGGGCAUCCUUAUUUCCUCCCCUGGCGAAGAUCCACCUGAGGCUUCAUGGUAGAAUGGCAAUGCAGCUCUGUAGUUAGGAAAAUGCUUAAUAUUCCAGUUUGCCUAAAAUCUGACUGUGUACAGUUCACUACAGUUUCCAUAAGUGGAUGCCUUAUGCUUAAUUAAACAACACUUCAGAAUAUAUUGCACUAUAAAAGCCUGUCUGGACUUGUAAAUACAGCCAAGAAGAAUUGCUGUUACAGAAACAAGAAAACUGACAAAAGAAGACACUGGUGUGACCUUGCAAGCAACUUGUUCGAUCUCUUUUCCUACAAAGUAUCAGCAGCAUAGUUAUUAUAUGUGAGAUACAAAUAACAAAAAAACUUGCCAUUUCUACCAAGAUAUUAAAAAUAAACAGAAAAAAAUGGUGAAUCAAAAGUUUUAGCAGUGUUAAAUAAAAAACUGUAAAGUAAAAAGGAUUUCUAGAAUGUAAAAUCCACUGGGCAAAGUGACAAACACUGCAGUACUGAACAUUUGGUACAGGCCAUUCCUGUACAGCCCACCAUUAAAGAGUUCUUCAGAACAUGGUGGUCUCCACCUCAUUUUAUGGGCUUUUAGAGAAUAUAAAAAAUAAUUGUGUAAAAAGUGUAACUGUGGUGCAUUUAAUGAAUCUGAAGACUGUUUUCUUGGGGAUUCCUUUCAGUGUCUACUGGUUUUCUCAGUCACCGUGUAUGUUGUCUGUCUUAAGUUAAAACAUUAUUUAUAUCAGAUGACCCACUUAAUUCUCCCUUAAUUCUAUAACUUGCAACAGCACCAAAUAAUCACCAAAUUCAUUCAAGGGUACUAUUACCCUUUAACUGCCAGAGGUGGUAGGUUUCAGAGCAGUGCUUUACACUUUGAACUCCAUCAGAGUGUGAAGCACUUCUGUGCCAUAAUGGUUUCUGUGCUACAAUUACAUCUUUUAGGGUAGCCUUGCUUUAGAUUAAUGGACGCUGUAUUUACUGUAUGAUUGCUGUUAAGAUGGAAGAGUUUGUUACUUUUUAUUUAUUUUUGUAACCUUUAUUCCAAUGAAGAAUAUUAUUCCUAGUAAUAAUUUGUGUCAAUUAUUAUGGUGUUGUCAUAUAUUACUUUUUGGUACUCUAGUCUAUAAAAAAAAGUGAUGGGUCAGCAAGCAGAAUUCAGUGACUGAAGCAACAGUUUGAACCUCCUUGGGCAUAUAAAUACACAAUCUCACUUAUAAAACAGGCAUUCUGGCUAGAACGGUUAACUGUUUGCCCUCUGCCUAAGUCAACAGGAAGAUGUGGAUGAUUCUAUAAGUGUUCUCUCUACUCUUUUUAGGAACAUUUUUAAACUGCAUUCAGAUAAAGCAACAUGCUGGCUAAGAGAAUCUCAGUGGCCUAGUGAUUGUACUGUUCAGAGCCUUUGGCAUUUUACUGACAUCCUGUUGGUUUGCUUUAAUACUUCAACCCUUUACACGCUGUUUAACUGUGGUUUUAUUUAUAGAAAGAAAACAAAUUGAUAAAUUCAACAUUUUACUAUAAACAACUAUAUUACUACAAUUUUCCGCUGUUUGAACUGGUUGACACCUGUACAUAUUAUUAUACUGCAGUGUAAAGCAUGUGGAUACAAUGAUAUGUGCAUAAGAAAUAUUUCAAGGUUUUGUGCAAUAAAAUAUUUUUGGUAAUAAGGUA
Xenopus tropicalis (tropical clawed frog) is the source of this 7729-nucleotide messenger RNA. It is a transcript of the gene golga3, whose product is annotated as golgin A3. NCBI's taxonomy places the organism in Eukaryota, Metazoa, Chordata, Amphibia, Anura, Pipidae. The transcript is spliced from 24 exons. Bases 501 to 5015 code for a protein of 1504 amino acids. The record is from RefSeq and is a predicted model, not a curated record. Gene Ontology annotation, cellular component: cytoplasm.